This is a messenger RNA of Antechinus flavipes (yellow-footed antechinus), 1672 nucleotides long. It is a transcript of the gene ZNF579, whose product is annotated as zinc finger protein 579. Lineage: Eukaryota; Metazoa; Chordata; Mammalia; Dasyuromorphia; Dasyuridae. The record is from RefSeq and is a predicted model, not a curated record. Gene Ontology annotation, biological process: regulation of transcription by RNA polymerase II. Bases 101 to 1588 code for a protein of 495 amino acids. The transcript has 2 exons. Gene Ontology annotation, molecular function: chromatin insulator sequence binding. Gene Ontology annotation, cellular component: chromosome.
CCCACCCUCCCCCGUGUCCGCGUCCGUCAGUCCGUCCGUCCGUCCGUCAGUCCGCGCGUGAGGGAGGAGGCCCCGAGGCCGGAGGGAGCGAGGAGGAGGUAUGGACCCCCAGCCCCCUCCGCCAGCCCCAGGCGCCUCUCCUCGGGGUCGGGGCCGGGGCCGGGGCCGGGGCAGGGGCCGGGGCCGGGGCCGAGGCGGCGGAGCCGCUCCCAGGGCCCCCCUGCCCUGCCCCACCUGCGGCCGCCUCUUCCGCUUCCCCUACUACCUGUCCCGCCACCGGCUCAGCCACUCGGGCCUGCGCCCGCACGCCUGCCCGCUGUGCCCCAAGGCCUUCCGCCGGCCGGCCCACCUGGCCCGGCACCUGCGGGGCCACGGCCCUCAGCCGCCUCUGCGCUGCGCGGCCUGCCCCCGCACCUUCCCGGAGCCGGCCCAGCUGCAGCUGCACCUGGCCCAGGAGCACGGCGGCGGGGGGGAGCCGGCGGGGGCCGAGGCGCCGGGGAGCCAGGAGCCCGCGGCGGAGCCGGCGCCCGCCGCGGGCCCCGCCGAGGACGCCCAGGAGGAGGCGGCCGAGCUGGCCCGGGCGGCGGCCGGCCGCGGGGAGGAGAAGGAGGUCCUGCUGCAGGCCGACUGGACCCUGCUGUGCCUGCGCUGCAGAGAGGCCUUCCCCACCAAGGGGGAGCUGAAGGCCCACCCGUGCCUGCGGAGCUCGGGGGGCCGCGCGGGCCCCGACGGGGAGCCCGGGCCCCCCCCGCGGCCCAAGCGCCACCAGUGCCCCGUCUGCCUCAAGGCCUUCGCCAGGCCCUGGUCGCUGUCCCGCCACCGGCUGGUUCACUCCCCGGACCGGCCCUUCGCCUGCCCGGACUGCGGCCUGGCCUUCCGCCUGGCCUCCUACCUCCGGCAGCACCGGCGGGUGCACGGCGCCCUGAGCCUGCUGGCGCCCGCGCCUCGCGCCGACAAGGAGGAGAGGGGCGUGGCCGGCGCUUCCAAGGGAUGGAACUUUGCCAAAGGGGCAGAAUCCCAGGGGCAGAACGGAGAAGAGGGCGGGGGGCUCCAGGGAGAAGCGGGGCCCGGGGAGGACCCCCCCCCGCCCCCUCCGCCGCCCGUGGAGCCCCGUUUCCGGUGCCCGGAGUGCGGCAAGGGCUUCCGCCGGCGGGCCCACCUCCGCCAGCACGGCGUCACCCACUCGGGAGCCAGGCCCUUCCAGUGCGUCCGCUGCCAGCGGGAGUUCAAGCGGCUGGCGGACCUGGCCCGGCACGCCCAGGUGCACGCGGGGGGCCCCGCCCCGCACCCCUGCCCCCGCUGCCCCCGCCGCUUCUCCAGGGCCUACAGCCUGCUGCGGCACCAGCGGUGUCACCGGGCCGAGGUGGAGGGGGCCCUGAGCAGGGCCGCGGCCCCCGCCGAGGAGGCGGCCCCGGCCCCGGCGGAGACAGUGGACGACCCCCCCUCGCCCCCCUCUCCCUCUCGGAGCCCCCCGCCCGCCCCGGCAUACCUCAGCGCCUCCUGUUUCGACAGUCAGGACCACUCAGCCUUCGAGCUGGAGGAGGAGGAAGAGGGGGGCCUGGGGGGGACAGAAAGGGUGCCCUCCUGACAGCAGAAUCCCCCGCCCCGUGUUUUAUGGCCGCCCCGUCCCCUCUGCCCCCUCUCUGGAAGAAAGAGCAAGAUUGAGGUGAGG